GUUACCAACACUAGAGAAUCAUACAUAGAACAAUCUCACGUGACUAUAAUGUAUAGGUGAUACGGAAUUAUCAUCAUGCAUAUUUCCAGGAUAUCAAUAUUAAUACUGAGUUGUUUGGGAUGUGUGAGGGCUGUAUUCAAUACAACACUCGCCAACGACAUCCACACAGCAGUGAUGACCAAUUAUAACUACCUAGUCCGACCUUCGGCCACGGUCACCGUCAGGGCCGAGCUCAGUGUGCUGACCAUUAACGACGUGGAUAUUCGGGCACAGAAGAUGUCCUCUUCCGGCUGGAUAUCGUUUUACUGGACCGACAGUCGCCUCACCUGGACACCCUCCACCUAUAGAGAUAUAGAAUACAUCUAUCUAGCAGCCUCUAAGAUAUGGAAGCCCGAACUCGUCGUAGACAAUACUGUUGGAGAGAUAGAGACCUUGGGUUCAUCAGAUCUUCUGUUUCGGGUGAAGUAUACCGGCGAGGUGAAGUGGGAUCCACCAGGUUUGUAUGAAACCCACUGUGAAAUAGACAUUACUUGGUAUCCAUUCGACAAACAGAAGUGCAGCAUCGAACUCACGAGCUGGGGUUUUAUAUCAAAUCACGUGACAUUGGAACAUUACGUGACCUACGUCAAUAUGGAGAAUUACGAAUCAAACGGGGAAUGGAACCUUUUGAGUACGGAACUUUCCUCCAGUAUACUCACAGAGGAAGGGGAGACAUUCUCCCAGCUUGUGUUCUCCAUGGAGAUCCAGCGGAGAUCAGGGUACUACAUCCUCAACGUCAUUUACCCGAUAACACUGGUCGCCGUGUUGACGACGGUUACGUUUUUGCUUCCGGCCGACUCUGGCGAGAAGAUCUCUUACAUCCUAACUAUCCUACUUGCCCUGGCUGUUCUCCUGACGAUCAUAGCUGACGCCAUACCUACCACUUCCCUACACACCUCCGUGCUGGGUGUGUUUUUGUCAGUAACCCUGAGCUACGCCAUGAUAGCGAUUGUCAUCACAGUCCUCACUCUCCGCCUCCAAGUAAAACCAGAGGGCACAAAAGUACCAAGAUGGCUCCAGAAACUCUGUACAUCCUGCUUAGUCAAGAUCAUAUGUUACAAAAAGGACGAUGUAGUAGAGCUAAAUACAAAGGACAACCAGGAAACCGAGGAUAUUAAAAAAGAGACAAAAAUCAAAAAGAUCAUGAAAGAAAAGCUGAAGAGAAAACCAGUCACUUCGGCCUGGAACCCCGACGACGAUACUGUGAAGGAGGGUGACGAGGAAAACCCGAAAGAUUUUGAUGACUGUCCCUAUAACAAUAAAGAUGUGGCGGAGAUCAUUGACCGGUUCUGUUUCUACCUUUACGCUGUACUAAACUUGUUGACAACAGCGACAUUUAUGAUUGUGCUAGUGGUGGGAUCCGCACUGGCCUCGUAGUACAGCUCACGAGUAUCGACUGUAAAGGCGACAUGUUUUGAUCAAUCCGCUUCAAUUUACCUUCUUGUAUAAAGUGGUGUGUUGAUUGCGA
Pecten maximus is the source of this 1507-nucleotide messenger RNA. RefSeq names its product neuronal acetylcholine receptor subunit alpha-3-like. The transcript is spliced from 6 exons. Gene Ontology annotation, biological process: monoatomic ion transmembrane transport; signal transduction; nervous system process. Gene Ontology annotation, cellular component: synapse; neuron projection; membrane. Lineage: Eukaryota; Metazoa; Mollusca; Bivalvia; Pectinida; Pectinidae. The coding region runs from base 76 to 1416 and encodes 446 amino acids. The record is from RefSeq and is a predicted model, not a curated record. Gene Ontology annotation, molecular function: neurotransmitter receptor activity; extracellular ligand-gated monoatomic ion channel activity; transmembrane signaling receptor activity.